This is a messenger RNA of Mycena citricolor, 3008 nucleotides long. The record is from the annotation of a GenBank genome assembly. NCBI's taxonomy places the organism in Eukaryota, Fungi, Basidiomycota, Agaricomycetes, Agaricales, Mycenaceae.
UGCAGCGGCCAUGCCAUGCCGCAUCGAAUCGCAUAUCAUCAAGCACGGAGUUUGCUGUUUCGGUCUGAUAACAAAGGUAACGAGGAAAGAAGAGCAUGGGUCAAUUAUAGAAACUGAUGCAACCAGGUUAAGCUCUCCUUGGCACCCCUGGAGUUUUAAUCAGUCUAGGGCUGUGAUCUUAGCGACCCGUCACUGAUCAGAUGUUGAGCAGGGCGCUUUCGCUCAGCUCAUCACCGAAACGGAAAGAUGGAACGAGGUCUCACCAGGAGAAUCCACGCUCUUUUGCUCAUAUUUUUCGAGGGUGGCAAAUUGCGAAAAACAGCACCGUUGAUGGUAGAAUGUGCAAAUAGUACAACCCGGUCAACCAAUCUAUGAUACAGGAAUAAUUCCACUCUAAUUCAAAUGUCCUCCUCCGCUAGCACAUCCUGUAGUUGCAGAUACAGCACAGCAUCGCACAACGCAUGUGCCUUUUCGAGCGUGGGCCGGAACUUGGACAUCUCUGUCAACUUGAGCAGCCCCAUCCGCACAGGCUCCAGCUGGCGUAUUAGAUCCUGUAGACUCAGACUCUCACCCACAUCCUCCUCGCCGCUGUCUGCCAUCUGAAUCACAGCGGGGUUCCGGCUCCGGUACCACGCGCCGGUCCCCGCACCGCUGACGGCCCGGCGGGACAUCGGACGGUGGGUCGGAGCGAAGCGUAAUAGACGCAACACGGCGGUGUAGGCCGGCGCACGGGUCAUCCACGCCCCGAAAUCCGUCGUGCGCAGCAGACCCGCGGCGUAUCCCGGCACCCGCGAGUGGCGCAGGAGCACAGGCAAGGCCGGGUCUGUGUCCAGCGGCGGCUGCUGCCCAUCGCUGUCGGUGCAGGGAUCGAGAAAGUACGCGAGCGCAGAGAGCGGUGCGAGUAGCGGCUUGUCGGCGAUGCGGCCCGGUUCGCGGGUGAGGAUGUGCGCGCGGUCGAAUGCGAUGAGCGCGGUGAGCCCGCCCAGGGCACGUGCGGCGGCGCAGUGUCGCGAAAUCACGGCGCAGGGCGAGCAGGCGGCGGGGCAUGCAGUGGGAACCCCGCAGCCGCGGCAGUGCGUCUGUGUGCAGGAUGUGCAGUGCGCGUGCAGCAGUGAGACGAUCAGCGCUGGUGGGACGUCGCUCGCUGGUGGGAAUGACAUCUGUUGCGUCUUCAGCAGCGAUCGACACAAGGAUAGAUGCACGCACCCCCUCGAGCGAGACUGCAGGAAUGACCGCUCCGCAGCCUGGGUUCUGGCACGCAAAGGGAGACGUAGCAAUGAAGUGCAGCUUAGCCAAAGCCUCGGCGGUGUUUGCGCUAUCCUCUCGUGUACUAUGCCUACUCUUCCCGCUCUUCAGACUAGUCGCAGCGCUGCGAAUAGACGCAGCAUACGCCGACCCUGUCGUGACCUCGACAAGCCUCUCCAGUGCCCCAUCAAGUCGCUCAUGCCUCGCAGACUCGGCUACCUUCGUCAGCAAACUCGAAAAGCUCGGCUUCGUGCUCAGUCCGCCGCUGGAAGGGGUCCUCGACCCAGAAGACGCACUGGGCGCAGAGACGACCGACGGCGUGCGUAGCCCCCGCGUAACCGACAGCGGCGAUAGUCUCUGGCUCCCGCCGGGAUGCUCCAAGGCCGGAGAUCGGAGCCCAGAUAGCGGAAGCGGAGUAGGCGUUGUGCUGCGCGAUCCAUAUCCACUAUCCUCUUCGACAUCGAUCUCGUCCUCGUGGUCCAGUUCAGCAGAUUCCCGAUAAGAGUAGCGUGAUGGAGACGGCGAGGGCGGGAGCGGCAUGGCACGAGCUGUCCGUGCGGAACUUGGGGAGGUCGGCAGCGGGACAUCACGGGCUGUGCGUGCGGAACUUGGGGAUGUCGGCAGCGGAAUGGCACGGGCCGUACGUGCAGAGCUUGGGGAGAACGGGAGUGGCACAGCACGAGCGGUGCGUGCGGAGCUCGGUGUGCGCGGUGGAUCUGGCGAUGUUGGGGAUUUUGGGGACGGUGGCGAAGUGGGUAGCAGGGUCAUCCCUCCCGGGGUUUUAGGCGUAGGCACAGGUAACGGACGCCCUUUUGUCGGCGACGAAGGCGAGAGCACCGAACUGGGCACAGAGCGCGGUGUCGGUACGGGUAGCGGGCGGGUGCUGCUUUUCGUGGGUGAGGUCGAGCGAGUCGGUGAAUGACUGGACCCCGAUAAGGAAGAUGCCGAGUAAAGUGUGGACGACGCGGAGGAGAAUAACGAUUUCGUGGGCGAUGUCGAACGAGAGGACGAUGCCGAUGAGGACGAUGAACUCGGGGAAACCGGCAACGCCCGUCCCGUCCCAGGGGGCGCGUGGUAGCUCCAUGUCGAUGCUAUAGACGCGAUCGAGGCUGGUCGGGUCUUGGGCGGCAGUGGUGGUGGCACAGACACGGAAGAGGCUGGAAAUUCCAGCCGCGUCACCAUGCUCUGGGCUGGGGCUUUCCCUCCUCUGCCUCCUGGUGCUCCACGGGUUUCUUCUCUGGCCAUCCCUACGCUUCGGCCACUUCCGGAAGAAUGCCCACUGGGCCCUGCUCCCGGUGUCUCCAGUCCAAGUGCGGAUACAUAACCGCCUGGAUGUGCGUAGCGUCGGGACUCCGCCAUUGCGCGCGCCAUCUCUUCUGGGUCGAAUUCCGCGAUGGGAGGCAGUGUAGACGACGAGCGGCGACGCGUGCGCAUCUUGCUGCCGAGAUGGUUCGAGUUAUCACUGAGUCUGUGGGUGCACGAGGAUAGUGUGAAGGAGGGAGAAUCAAGAUCCGUUCAACAGCGGAGAGUUUAAGCUAAAAGCAUCCCUUGUUCUCGAAAGUACAACAAUCUGUGCUUCUGCUCGUACUCUGUAAUCCCCGGCCCACGUGUCCUGUCGUCUGUGGCGCCAAGAAAGAGAAACCCGGAAUAGAACUGAAUGGAAGAGAGUGUGUGAGAGCGUCCAACGUAAAGCAGUGGCAGUAUCUGGAAGUAUUCGCACACACGUCGACGUUCAGAUUCUAAGGUGUGACAAGACAGCCGUC